AUGCCUCCGGCAGCUGCAGCUGGACCGCGCCUUCCUGUCCCCCGGAGCAAGACCUACGUCGGGUGUUGGACUUGUCGUGGCCGGCACGUCAAAUGUGAUGCAGUCCGGCCCUCGUGUCAACGGUGUGCCAAAAGCAAGCUCAGAUGUGAGGGUUAUGGCAUUCGACUAUCGUGGAUCCGCCACGAUGGAUCCCACAAGCCACCGCGACAGACCCGAUUGCGCUUCUCAGAACAAGAUAUGUCGAAUCCCGUCUUCAGUCCAGAGCAGAUCGAUUCUGCCUUGGAGUAUCUGGACACUGUUGAUUGCGGACCCGACGGCGUCGAGGCUGCGCCUUUUGCUGUAUUCGCCUCCAAUCGUGCCUUGGCCGAGCAUCCUGAUCCUGACCCUGACCCUGAUCCUGACCGCCAACAUGUCCCGCCUGACCACGGCCUCCUUCCACUAUCCCCAGAGACCCUACUGGUGUGGCCCGGAACCCUGGAGAUCGAGGAUGAGGAGGCAUAUGGGGAGGCAGAUGAGGAUGUUGGAUAUUUGGAGGCCACCUCUCCGGCAUCUUCUGACCUGGUGCACUCGCACAAGCACAGCAUCAGCAUGAUGGCCACUCAACAACGGCUGGCUCCGCUCCUCCAGCCAUUCAUCGCUUCUUCAUCUCCCGAAGAGCGUCAAUUGUUCCACUUUUGGGUGACAUCAGCCAGCGCGCUCAUGAUCGCGACCGGGCAUCCUGAUAAUCCCUUUCGACAUGUUUAUGUGCCACUGGCCAUGGCCGCUGUAGGGACCGACCGGAACCUCGUUGGGCACCGUUCCCUUCUCCACGGCAUAUACGCGUGGGCGGCCUCCAGCCUGGCGCGGCUUCAACAUGUCGACGCCGAGGGUGCAAAGAGAUAUCACGAGCUGGCAGCGAAGCAUUAUCAGAGUUGUCUGUCUUGUCUCCGGCAGAGUUUGCUACUUGACGAUGCCGAACAACACGCCCCGACAUUGGGUGCAAUCGUUCUCAUCACCACCAUGGAGAUGGUGACUGGCACGUCUAGCCACUGGCGAAUGCACCUCCGGGGUGGACGGACUUGGCUGAAUGGGAUCGCUCCGACGUGGCAGCAGGUUGGCGAUAAUCAAAUUGUCUAUCAGACCUUCCGCGGUCUUGAGAUCCUUGGCUUUUCUCACGACCAGAACAAGCAGCUCGACCACAGCCGCCAACAAUCACAAUCCUCAGACACGAGCACGAGCACGAGCACGACGGACCUACCGAUCCGACUGGCAUUAGAGGCGAACUUCUAUAAAGGAGACGCCAGCCUGUACCAAAUGGAGAAGCUCUUUGGCAUCACCAAGCCCGUGUUCGACACGAUUUCGACCAUCAAUCACCUCACCCAAGUAGGCUACACCCCAACCCAGAAGGAACUCGAUGACCUAGAGUCGCUCAUUUUGAUGGCCAACCCUUGUACGCUUCGAUUCCCCAGCCCGACCGAGGAGAUUGAACGCCUCAUCCGCCAUCAUGCCUGUGCAUUCUACUUUGCAUGUGUGAUCCACUACAAGCGCCUACUCCAGCACGAGAGCCCGGCCAAUCUCCAGUACAUUGUCGAGUAUGGACUGGUGCAUUUCGAGGCCAUCGCAAACACCGAGAUUGAGACCGAACUGAUCGCCUCUGGUCUAUUGUGGCCAUUGUUUGUCGCGGCUUCGGAGGCGGAGACGACCGACUUGCGUCGACGAUUCAUCGAGGUGUUCGCCUCCCGAGAGAGACUGGGCAUCGCUGCCACAUCUCAGACCCGGCGUGUGGUGCAGGAGAUCUGGCGGCGGAGAGACCGUUCGUCACAUCCGAGCAAGGUAUACCGCCAUAAGGUGAUGGAGGAAAUGGGACUGGAUGUUUUGCUCGCUUGA
Messenger RNA from Capronia epimyces CBS 606.96, 1866 nucleotides. RefSeq lists its product as uncharacterized. NCBI's taxonomy places the organism in Eukaryota, Fungi, Ascomycota, Eurotiomycetes, Chaetothyriales, Herpotrichiellaceae. Gene Ontology annotation, molecular function: zinc ion binding; DNA-binding transcription factor activity, RNA polymerase II-specific; transcription cis-regulatory region binding. The record is from RefSeq and is a predicted model, not a curated record. Gene Ontology annotation, cellular component: nucleus. The transcript has a single exon. Gene Ontology annotation, biological process: positive regulation of transcription by RNA polymerase II. Bases 1 to 1866 code for a protein of 621 amino acids.